This is a messenger RNA of Cladophialophora immunda, 1955 nucleotides long. RefSeq lists its product as uncharacterized. The record is from RefSeq and is a predicted model, not a curated record. Lineage: Eukaryota; Fungi; Ascomycota; Eurotiomycetes; Chaetothyriales; Herpotrichiellaceae. The coding region runs from base 89 to 601 and encodes 170 amino acids. The transcript is spliced from 2 exons.
CUAGGAGCCAUUCAGCGCGCCGAGGGCGUCGACAAGUCGCUUGCUAGUUGCAGGCUACAUCCGCACACACUCGAUAUCCACUCGAUGGAUGGUGAAUGCCAGUGUCUGCCACGGUUCUGCCACUCCUGUCCUCCGUCCAUCCCACCCUCGGUGCCCUCAGCGUCUCGCCUCGCUUGCAACUCCACGCUGCACGCUCCUCGAGGGAACUGGUGUCGAUGAUAACAUCAACGACAGGGAGGCGUCGAGCAGCAAACCUACAGCCAAAGAAGGAGAACAUCUCAUCCCCCUCCCAGCAGAGGGUUCGGCAAACCCCCAAAUCAACAGCAGACCAACGACUGCAUAUGCAGCCUAUGGAUCCAUGGUGUUUCUGCCUGAAUGCUUCCAGCCUGCCAUUGUCUUCCAAGUGUCAGACCAGAACGUGGAGGGUGCUCACAUAGGGGAUGGCAUUGUGAUACAACACCAUGAAAUGGCCUGUGGCACGGCAGCCUGCUGGUGGGCAGGAGAAAACGCGGGGAGCCUACACGCAGAUGAUGCUCGUGAAGAGAUUCGCUCACUUAUUGGAGCUGACCAGCUGAUGCUGAUGCUGGUGCUAGGGUACUGAGGGAGCUGACCACUGAUGCUGGUGUUGGUGUUGGUGCUCGUGCACGCGUGCCUCAGGCUCGCUGCCACUCAUCCUCAUCCCCCCGCCUUGCUAUCAAACAGUUCAUCUACCCCUCCAUCCACGCAUCAAUUGAUCUCUUCUGCCUGCUACUCUCUCAAACUUCGACCUAUCAGGACACAGCACCGAGAACACCUGUCCCCAAGGCAGAGCGAGGGUUUUCAUUGCGCGGCCUUCCACUGUUAUCAGCCUGAAUCAGUCCACCUUGGGAUCGCUGCCUGCGGAAUCUUUCUUCGUCUUCGAUCCGAUAACAGAAGAGGAGCAACAAUUUUACCCCUCCAGAUGCGGUCCGGGUGGUGGCAGGGGAUGGUGGCGACAUUAUGAGCAGGGCACAUUGGUGUGGCUGCCCAACGCACUGUGACGCUGGCAAACAGUUUUCGCCCUGACUAAACCCAACUUCGUCUACGUUGGCAUGCACCCCUCCUUCCGUUCAGCCUUGAAAAGGGGAAGGAUUGCACCAUGCUCAUCAAAAAGUCUACCUACUAGUACAUCGAGCUCCGAGACCCCGGACACCAGAAAUGCGGCUUUGUGAAGCUAGUUGCUGCACCCGCUCUAACGUCCUUAUCAGCCUGAUCCCUUUCGAGCGCGAACCGUCAAAAUCCUUCGAUCCAUUUUCAGCUAUGCCAGCCCGGGUUCUCCCGCCGAGAUGCGAGGACCACCCCUGUCCAAACACCCGUUCACUUGACAGAACUUCUGAGUGCUUCCAUGUCACUCCAUCCUACAUCCUCUCCACCGGACUUAGCCCCAGCAAGGUCAUGCCAUUCCACAACACCUGUCGGGCAGCCUCGUAUAGUGCCAACCGAGCCUUCUGCAGCUCAGGUUCGCUGCCCACCACUUGUAGGUGGUCGUAGCUGGAACUCAGCGCAUGCGCCAUCUUGAACAGAUAAGUGAGGACAGUGGCAGGUUCUCGAGUCUUGAGCGUGUUGAGCACCACAUCCGGCCACUGUGCCAGCGAACGAGCCAGAUUGAUGGCGUGGGAUUCCUUCAACAAGGAAAGAUCCGCAGAGCUCAAAGCACUCAGGUCUGCAUUGGCCUUUCGUUCAAUCGAACACAGUCGUGCGUGCGCGUACUGCAAGUACGGACCUGUAUCUCCCUCGAACGCCGUCAUCUGGUUGAUGUUGAACUCGUAGCCGUUUCGGACCUUGCCCGACAAGUCCUGCACCAUGAUGGCAGUAAUGGCCAGCACGUCAGCAACUCUCUCGGGGUCAUCCAGCUGGGCGUAUUUUUGAUCGUUCUUCCUCAUUACUUCGAGCAUGGUGUCCUUGACCGUCUGAAUGAUAUCAUCCAGGAACUUGAC